AUGAUCAAGUACACCUUGGUCAACAAGACGGGCUUCUAUGAUCAAUUACUUCCUCAAUACGGUGUGCAAGAAUCAUGGGUCGAGAUUUCGGAAGUGGAAACCAGUGAGCGCUGGUGCAUACCCAAUCUGCGUUUGGGCGGACAAGCCUGUCACAAUAACAACGUCAAGCAUUUGGAUUACCCUCAUGCCAAAAAAGACCCUGACAUUUCGAAUCCCAAGGCUACGACGAUUCGGACGCUGUCCAAGCGUUGGCUACCCCUGUUUCCAGGCUUGCCCAAAACGUCAAGAGCGGAUGGCCAGCGUCAAGGAAAUUGGAGAGCAACAGAAAAAAAGGAAGAGAAACAGAAAGCCAAUCUCAUCAUCACGGUCAUCUCUGCCGUUCUGAUGAUCCUUCCCUUUGCGGGCGAAGUUGCGGGAAGCCUUGGAGCAGCUGCCUGGGUCGCCAAUGCGAUUCUGCUAGCUGACGUUGCCAGCAACAUCGCCAUUGCCAGCUACGAUAUCAUACAGAAUCCCAAAAUUGGCGCCUAUGGAGCUUGUUGA
Penicillium diatomitis is the source of this 540-nucleotide messenger RNA. RefSeq lists its product as uncharacterized. NCBI's taxonomy places the organism in Eukaryota, Fungi, Ascomycota, Eurotiomycetes, Eurotiales, Aspergillaceae. The transcript has 2 exons. The record is from RefSeq and is a predicted model, not a curated record. Bases 1 to 540 code for a protein of 179 amino acids.